AUGAGCUACAAGCGUACCAAAGCACGAGUGGUGCUAUAUGCUACAAAGUCCGAAAAUGAAGCCACGCUCAUUCUCGAAGUUGAGCCCACAGCCAUUGGUGACGCGUUCCUCGGGUAUUGUACGGACACGGAAAACAGACCAAGCUUCCUAAACUCCCAGGUGUCCAGAUUGGUGGCUCCGGAAUUUAUCAUUCAAUUGGGAGAGAUUCCAGGGCUGACCCUUAGCUUUGAUAGGGAAGGGCUCUCCAAAACAGAGACUGGAAUUGUGUUCCAUACUGCCCCCAGGCUGGGCUAUGUCUAUGCGGCCCAGAGUGCCUCCUCCACUCAGUUCUUUGUGACCUUGAAAAAUAUUGAAAAGUACGCCAAGGAACUUUCGUUUAGCGAAAACUACGCGUAUAUAGGCAAAGUUAUCAAGGGGUUUACGAAACUCGUCGAAUGGCUACCCCAGAUUCCCGUGGACGAUGAGCAUAAGCCGUUGGAGGAUAUCCACAUUGUUGACUGUUGUGUGGUGCCUGAGAUAAGUAGCAGUACACGAGGUGUGAGAAGUGCAAGAGAUGUGAGAGACUCCAGACACCAGGAUUCACGCUCCAACAAGUCUCAUCGCUCGAGGUCUAAAUCCCCCGGGCAUGGAAACUAG
This is a messenger RNA of Babjeviella inositovora NRRL Y-12698, 636 nucleotides long. RefSeq lists its product as uncharacterized. The transcript has a single exon. NCBI's taxonomy places the organism in Eukaryota, Fungi, Ascomycota, Pichiomycetes, Serinales. Bases 1 to 636 code for a protein of 211 amino acids. Gene Ontology annotation, biological process: protein peptidyl-prolyl isomerization. The record is from RefSeq and is a predicted model, not a curated record. Gene Ontology annotation, molecular function: peptidyl-prolyl cis-trans isomerase activity.